GAUCUGCUACUAUACUGAUUAGUUACGUUACUUUAGCGGUAGACGACAGUACGUGGAGUCCAAAGCACUACUACAGUGGAGUAGUAGAUCGACAGAUCGAUGGGGCGGUCCACAUCCGACUAGGAUACUCGCUCUUAACUAAUCAGCCCGACUGAUCCGCUUAAAAACCCAACUAAAUUACUCCCACAGACGCAUCUCUCCUCCGCCCUGAACAAACCCAUUUGAAAACUACCCCGACUCCACUUUGCCAGCCUACAAGACCUCCCCGCUCCUCCACCCCGCCCUCCCUCCCUCCCUCCCCGGGUCCGUCCGUCACGCCACGGUCACCACCGCGCCCAAGUCCAGCUAGGGACGGCAAUGCGCAAGGCAGCGGCGAGGAGCGAGCCAUGAGGUGCCGGACGCACCCCUACGAGAGCGCGGUCGGCGUGUGCGCCGCCUGCCUCCGCGGCCGCCUGCUCGCGCUCGCCGCCGCGCAGAACCAGGCGCCCUCGCUGCCCCCGACGCCGCCGCCGCCGGAACCGGUCCCGCUCUUCCCGAGGUCGGUGUCGCCCUACGUCUGCCCCCGGAAGUCCGAUGCCGCCUCGGGGCCCGGGCCGGGGGCGUGGCGCCAUCCGUCCAGCCGCCUCUUCUUCCGGACGCCCCAGGUCGGGCCCGGCACCGGCUUCGAGGAGGGCGACAUCGGGUUCCAGAUCAGGCGGCGCCGGAGCGGCAAGCUCUCCGCCCUCGCCGCGCUCUUCGGGGGUCACCGCCACCACCAGCACGACGGAUCGGAGGAGAAGGGCGCCGAUGGCGGAAAGGAGAGGAAGCACGGAUCUUGGCUCGCGGGGAUCAUGCCGCGCGCGCGCGGGCGCCGGAAGGAGGAGCCGGCCGCGGAGUCGCCGCGGCCCCCGCGGCGGCGCUCCUCCCUCGCGAUCAGCAACCGGGGGCUCUCGCCAGUGCGGUGCUCGUACGAGGACAGCGAGGAGGGCGGCUCGGUGGCGGACUCGCCGUGGCGGCCGUCGCCGAUGCGGAAGACGCCCUGCCGCCGCCUCCUGGGCGGCGCCGGGGCCGGCGUGUCGGGGUUCGCGGUGUGCAUCAGCCCGCUCGUCCGCCCCAGCCCGGCGCGGAACCACCACCGCGCCCCCCCGGACGCCCCCGCCCUGUCCGGCGAGCUCCGGCCGUCGCCGCUGCACCAUCCCCCCUCCGGCUCCUCGCUCCACCACUGCCGCUCCUGGAAGCUGGCCGACGGCGGCCGCUUCCGGUGAGACCAACCACCGUCCCGCCCCGCAUAUUCCGAUCGUCCGUCCCAGAUUCCGCAGAGGCCAUUUUUUUCCGGGGCUUCCCCCCUUUAGCUUUACUUGUAAACUGGAGAAGGAAUUUGGUGCCCGGAUAGGGGCUCCGCUCCGCUGACAUGUGGGCGACUGUAUUGGCGCCUGUCAGCUGAGCAUGCUGUAAAAAAGCUUCAUGUGCCUGUGUAUACUAGCAGUUCAUUUAUUUGCGUGUCAGGUUAUCACAGUA
This is a messenger RNA of Triticum dicoccoides, 1497 nucleotides long. RefSeq lists its product as uncharacterized. The transcript has a single exon. The record is from RefSeq and is a predicted model, not a curated record. Lineage: Eukaryota; Viridiplantae; Streptophyta; Magnoliopsida; Poales; Poaceae. The coding region runs from base 387 to 1244 and encodes 285 amino acids.